Saccharomyces cerevisiae S288C is the source of this 1941-nucleotide messenger RNA. It is a transcript of the gene BDS1, whose product is annotated as sulfuric ester hydrolase. Gene Ontology annotation, biological process: dodecyl sulfate metabolic process. Gene Ontology annotation, molecular function: linear primary-alkylsulfatase activity; protein dimerization activity. The record is from RefSeq and is marked reviewed. Lineage: Eukaryota; Fungi; Ascomycota; Saccharomycetes; Saccharomycetales; Saccharomycetaceae. The coding region runs from base 1 to 1941 and encodes 646 amino acids. The transcript has a single exon.
AUGAUUGGUGCCUUUAAGAGGAACCGUGGAAGUUCUCAGUCUUUUGCGAAGGAAUGUCAACCUUCUACGUUAAAAGCCAACCUUGAAGUGGCAAAAGAACUUCCAUUCUCAGAUCGUCGCGAUUUCGAGGAUGCCACUCAAGGUUACAUCGGCUCCUUAUCUGAUGAGCAAAUAAUCGGCCCUGACGGCGGUGUAGUAUGGUGUAUGAAAUCUUAUGGCUUUUUGGAGCCUGAGACGCCCGCAAAUACUGUUAACCCUAGCUUGUGGAGACAAGCGCAGCUGAAUGCCAUUCAUGGCCUAUUUAAAAUCACUGACAACGUUUACCAGGUUAGAGGACUAGAUAUCUCUAAUAUGACUAUAAUCGAAGGUAAUACUUCUUUGAUAAUCAUUGAUACGCUUUUUACCACAGAGACUGCCCAAGAGUCGCUUAAACUUUACUAUAGACAUCGUCCUCAGAAACCUGUGCGUACCGUAAUAUAUACGCAUAGCCAUUCGGACCACUAUGGAGGAGUUAAAGGAAUUGUCAAGGAAGCAGAUGUGAAAUCCGGAGAGGUGCAAAUAAUAGCCCCAGUUGGCUUCAUGGAAAGUGUUGUAGCAGAAAACAUUCUGGCAGGGAAUGCGAUGCAUCGACGUUCCCAAUAUCAGUUUGGUAUGUUACUUUCUCCCAGUGUUAAGGGUCAUGUUGAUUGUGGGAUAGGGAAAGCUGCCUCUCACGGAACAGUUACACUGAUUGCACCAACUAUUAUUAUAGAAGAGCCCGUCGAAGAACGGACAAUUGAUGGUGUAGAUUUUGUUUUUCAGCUUGCACCUGGAUCGGAAGCGCCUUCGGAAAUGCUCAUUUAUAUGCCACAACAGCGUGUGCUCAACAUGGCAGAAGAUGUGACACAUCAUAUGCAUAACUUGUAUGCUCUUCGAGGUGUUGAAGUACGCGACGGCAACCAAUGGGCUAAAUACAUCGAUGCAGCUCGAGUUGCUUUCGGUAGCAAAACGGACGUUUUAAUUGCCCAGCAUCACUGGCCCACUACAGGGCAAAUGCGGAUCAAUGAAUUGCUGAAGAAGCAGCGGGAUAUGUAUAAAUUCAUUCAUGACCAAACACUUCGAUUGCUUAAUCAGGGAUAUACCAGUAGAGAUAUCGCCGAAACUCUUCGUAUGCCAUCCAGUCUUGAGCAAGAAUGGUCAACACGAGGUUACUACGGCACUUUGAGUCACAAUGUAAAGGCUGUGUAUCAAAAAUACCUGGGGUGGUAUGAUGCAAAUCCGGCUAACCUAAACCCUUUGCCACCCGUAGCCUAUGCAAAGAAAGCAGUCGAGUAUAUGGGCGGCGCUGAUGCUGUAUUGGCACGGGCUUAUAAAGAUUUCCAGAAAGGAGAGUUUCGUUGGGUUGCAAGCGUUGUUAAUCAAUUGGUUUUCGCUGACCCAAAUAACCAUCAAGCUCGUGAGCUCUGUGCUGACGCAUUGGAACAGCUGGGGUAUCAAGCAGAAGCCAGCACGUGGCGCAACGCUUACCUUGUAGGCGCCAUGGAGUUGCGCCAAGGUGUACCAAAAAGACGAAGUACUGGUAAGCGCAACAAUAUUGCCGUUUUGAAUAACGAAAUGUUUUUUGACUUUCUUGCUGUGAGAUUGAACGCUACGAAAGCAGAAGGUAAAAUUAUCGUUAGUAAUUGGUGUUUCAUUAAUUCAAAUGAACGGUUCGUGAUCACUCUCGAAAACUGUGCCCUGACCUACAUUCAGGGCUGGCAGACAGAUGCAGAUGCAACAAUUACUCUCAAAAGAACUACAUUUGAAGCUUUAUUGGCCAAUGAAAUUACUAUGGUUGAUUUUUUAAGAUCAAAAGAAGUCGAAAUAGAGGGUAAUCGACUCAGAAUUGAAGAGCUGUUGAAGUUGUUUGACGACUUCGACCAGUCCUUUCCCGUCGUUGAGCCUAUGGGGGGAAGCACUUGA